Molecule: messenger RNA, 2971 nt
Organism: Cimex lectularius (bed bug)
Lineage: Eukaryota; Metazoa; Arthropoda; Insecta; Hemiptera; Cimicidae
Product: V-type proton ATPase 116 kDa subunit a-like
Exons: 19
Coding region: 198-2729 (843 amino acids)
Biological process (GO): proton transmembrane transport; vacuolar acidification
Cellular component (GO): vacuolar proton-transporting V-type ATPase, V0 domain; vacuolar proton-transporting V-type ATPase complex; plasma membrane
Molecular function (GO): proton-transporting ATPase activity, rotational mechanism; ATPase binding
Source: RefSeq, a predicted model, not a curated record
ACCCAAGCCGCCAGUAUCGGCCGGGACCUCGAAUCGUACGGACUGCCUGUCGUGGAACCUGUUCCAGUACAAAAAAGGGUUCGCAGUCAUUGCGGCUUUCAUUUCGGAUUAAAUGUUCUGAGGAGGACGUGUAAAGGCCAGUAUUAUCAGCCCUGUUCUUCCAUAUCACCGGUCCAGCUGGUUUUUAGAACUGAAAGAUGGGGGACUUCUUCCGGAGCGAGGAAAUGGCGCUGUGCCAGCUGUUUAUACAGCCGGAAGCAGCAUACGCCUCAGUGUCUCUGCUCGGUGAAAAGGGCAUAGUGCAGUUUAGAGAUUUGAACGGAGAAGUGAGCGCGUUCCAGAGGAAAUUUGUCUCUGAAGUUAGGAGGUGCGAAGAGAUCGAGAGGAAACUUCGCUACAUAGGCACCGAAGUGAAGAAAGAUGGCGUCCCCAUCCCAGACAUCAUGACCAUGCCUACUGCUCCCAAUCCAAGGGAAAUUAUUGAUUUAGAGGCUCAAGUAGAGAGGACUGAAACUGAAAUCCAGGAGCUAAGCAACAAUGCUGUCAAUCUUAAGUCUAACUUCAUGGAACUUAGUGAACUUAAGCACGUUCUACAGAAAACUGACGCAUUUUUCCAAGAGAGUGUUUGUUUCCAACAGCAAGAAGGCGAUAAUGCAAGUCGGGCCCUAAUUGGCGAUGACCAAGGAAACAGAACACAAUUAGGGUUUGUAGCCGGUGUCGUGCCGAGGGAAAGGGUGUUCAGUUUUGAGAGAAUGCUGUGGAGAAUCUCAAGAGGGAAUGUAUUCUUGAGAAGAGCGGAUAUCGAAGAACCUUUGCUCGACCCUUCUACAGGAAACUUGCUUUCUAAAACAGUAUUUGUUGCCUUUUACCAAGGAGAACAGUUAAAAUCGCGUGUGAAAAAAGUCUGUGCUGGUUUUCAUGCAACACUAUAUCCUUGCCCAUGCACUUUGUCGGAGCGUAACACCAUGGUUCAAGAAGUCAAGACACGUCUCGAAGAUUUGAACUUGGUUCUGAAUCAAACGGAUGACCACAGGCAAAGGGUGCUUGUUACUGUAGCAAGGGAACUUACUGCCUGGACUGUAAUGGUUAAGAAGAUGAAAGCCAUUUACCACACUAUGAACAUGUUCAACAUGGACGUCACCAAGAAGUGCUUGAUCGGAGAAUGUUGGGUUCCGAGCAAAGAGCUUGGUUCACUAACUGAUGCUCUCAACGACGGAGGGGCUUUGGUCGGAAGUACAAUGCCAUCGUUUUUAAACGUUAUUCAAACAGCAGAAGACCCUCCAACAUUCAAUAGGACAAAUAAAUUUACGAAGGGGUUCCAAAUUUUGAUAGAUAAUUACGGUGUAGCUUCGUACAGAGAAGUCAAUCCAGCACUUUACACAAUCAUCACAUUCCCAUUUUUGUUCGGUGUCAUGUUUGGCGACCUGGGACAUGGUCUUCUACUUUCUAUCUUUGCAAUCUGGAUGGUUUUAUAUGAAGAAUCACUAAUGAAAAAGAAGUCUACAAAUGAGAUUUGGAAUAUAUUUUUCGGCGGUCGGUAUAUUAUACUUCUCAUGGGCUUGUUUUCCGUUUACACGGGCAUUAUAUACAAUGAUAUGUUUUCACGUUCUUUGAACAUCUUCGGAUCUUCAUGGAAGGUUAAUUACAACGUCUCGACUAUAACUUCAAAUUCGUACCUACAGCUGAGUCCAGCAAAAGAGGAUUUCACCAAUGUCCCAUACCCCUUUGGUGUGGAUCCUGUCUGGCAGCUUGCAGAUAACAAAAUUAUUUUCUUGAACACUUACAAAAUGAAGCUUUCGAUCAUUCUUGGAGUGAUACACAUGAUAUUCGGAGUCUGUCUGAGUGUAGCUAAUCACUUACAUAGACGAGAAGCAGUUAAUAUAUUAUUAGAGUUUCUCCCUCAAGUUCUUUUCUUGGUAUUACUAUUUUUCUAUAUGGUCAUAAUGAUAUUUAUGAAGUUUUUCUUAUACUCUGCAAAUAAUCCCCUUAAACAAAGUGAAAGAUGUGCACCAUCAGUACUGAUCAUGUUCAUAAAUAUGAUGCUGUUAAAACAGCCAGAAGAUAAAGAUAAAGACAAGGCUUAUCCCGAUAAAUGUGAUCUGUGGAUGUACGACAAUCAAGACACAAUUCAAAAAGUAAUACUUUUUCUCGCUCUGGCAUGCAUACCAGUAAUGCUUCUGGGCAAGCCAUUUUACUUGCUUGUCAUUAAAAGACAUAAAAAGGAGGAAAAAGUGGAAUUAAACGGUACGCAAAGCAUGAUUGACAUGCAGGUGUUAAACGGCACAGCUGGAAUGUCUGAAACUCCUGCCGUCAAGGAGGGAGAACAUGGCGAGAAUGAAUCAGCAACCGAGAUAUUCAUCCACCAGAUAAUUCACACCAUCGAGUACGUUCUAAGUACAGUGUCUCACACGGCAUCUUACUUGCGUUUGUGGGCCCUCUCACUCGCUCAUGCACAACUGUCAGAGGUGUUGUGGAACAUGGUAUUGCAGAAAGGUCUACAGCAAGACUCCUAUGUUGGCAGCAUAUUCUUAUACGCAAUAUUCGCCGCUUGGGCCUGUCUCACUGUUUCCAUCCUCGUGUUGAUGGAAGGUCUAUCGGCUUUCCUUCACACACUCCGUCUUCAUUGGGUGGAGUUUAUGAGCAAAUUUUACACAGGGUUGGGCUAUCCAUUUCAACCGUUUUCUCUACUCAACAUACUAGAUGAAACGGAAGAGACGGUUGAAACAUAACGUUCACUCAUGUGAAUUGUAUUAGUGUAAACUAUUUUAGCUUCCUACAUAAAAUAACUUUCGUGUAUAGUUGAAAAUAUUUAUUGUAUGUUAUAAAAUUCUUUAGCUAAAUCUGGUUUUAGUAAAACUGACUAUGAACUGAAAUUCUCAUUAAAGAGGGACCAAAUGUUUUGAAUAUAGCAAACAUGCAAAAUUACUCUAGAAAAGUCAAAAUUUAAAAAUAUAUUUUUUGAACUUUUGAA